Parasteatoda tepidariorum (common house spider) is the source of this 4835-nucleotide messenger RNA. NCBI's taxonomy places the organism in Eukaryota, Metazoa, Arthropoda, Arachnida, Araneae, Theridiidae. The record is from RefSeq and is a predicted model, not a curated record.
CGAGAUAUGUUGAAUGUUGAUGCUUACCAGAUGUUGAAACUUGUCACCACGUCUGCCUCUAGGCCUCCACUCAACCAUUUUUUUUGUUGUCUUCUGAUGUCUUUUUCAUUCCAAUUUCGCAGUGGCAGAAGACAGCGGAUACGGUUGCCGUGUGAGACCUUGCAGAUCGUCUGCAAGUGGUGUCAAUUAAAUAAUCCUGAUUUCUUCUUCUAAUUUGGAGUGGAAAUUGGUCAGUCGAAAUAUGCCGUAAAUAAUUUAAAAUUUUUUCCUUGUCGAGCGAAACUAUUUGCAGUAUUUUUGUUUUUUUAAUUUCACACGAGAUAUUUGGGGAAUAAUGGAGAAAAAUGUCUCGUGGAAUUGGACUAAAAUGUAUUUGUUUUCUGUUUUGUUUUGUUUGUGGUCGGAGUUCCUUGCAACAACUGCUCAACUGCCUUCAGGUUCUGUUGAUCUUCUGAGAGCAGUCAACAUCAGACAAGAGCCAUUAGGUGUCAAACAGUCGACGGGCAUGUGUGACAACAGAGCAACAGGAAUAGACAACGACGGCAAUCCGAUCUAUGGAGCGCCAGACAUCGCUUAUGGUAUCACAGAAACAGCUGUACUCACGACCACAACUUCACAACUUUUUAAAGGAGGUUUUCCAUAUGAUUUUUCAAUAUUGGCAACAAUUAGACCGAAUCAGGGAUCUGAGGCAUUCCUCUUCACCGUUUACAACAAUGCUGCUGAAGAACAGUUGGCGGUUGGAAUUGGCGAGAAUAUCACCUUCAUGUGUAGAGAGAGUCAAGAUGUUCCUACAUUGACUGAAGUCUCUUUUCCGGUUUCUGUGAAUGAUGGAAAGUGGCAUAGAAUAGCCUUGGGUAUCAAAGGAAACUCUGUGACUCUUUUAAGUGAUUGUGGUGAUCAGAUCACGGAAUCACUAAAUCGAACUGAAGAUGCUUACACAGAUCUGACAGGAACGCUUCUGAUUGGUGUACAACUUGUUGACGGUGUGUAUUACGAGGGAGAUAUCCAGCAGCUUUUGAUUAUUCCAAGUCCGGAAGCUGCUUAUGAUCAAUGCAUAGACUAUAUGCCGGAUUGUCAGUUUCCUCUGCCUUACACAGCCGGACCUGAAGACACAGUUUUUCCUCGAUUACCCGGAUCGUCGAAUGAUGAUGAAGAUGAGGACGACGACGAUUUUACGGAUUAUCCUUAUCCCGAUUUAACUCCGGGAGUUUAUACCAAUUACACUCCACCGGAUGUUGGAAGCCCAGGUGGUGAAAAUCCAGGAUAUCAUUAUUACAAUGUCCAGAGCUUACCUGGUCCUAGAGGAUAUCAGGGACCACCCGGACCUCCAGGUGUUAAAGGAGAUAAGGGAGAUCAAGGAAGAGAUGGUGUUAAUGGAUUGGAUGGAGCUUUAGGCCCACCUGGCCAUAUCUUCAUGAUACCAUAUCAGCCACAAGGAGAUAUCAAAGGACCGGAUAAUGCGGAACCACUGAGACAAAUGUUGAGCCAACAUAUGUUAGCUAUGCGGGGUGCGACUGGACCUGUGGGUCUCACAGGACUUCCUGGACCUGUUGGGCCACCUGGUUUUCAGGGACCCAAAGGGGAACCAGGUGAACCUGGAGAAGAGGGUCCCCGCGGCCUCCGUGGAAUGAUGGGACAUCCAGGUAGAGCAGGUCGAAGGGGUUCAGGUGGCAGAGAUGGAGAAAGAGGAUCACACGGACCUAUCGGAGCUAAGGGAGAAAUAGGAUUGCCAGGAAUGCCGGGACUGCCAGGAGAGAAAGGUGAUAGGGGAUUUACAGGAGCACAAGGGGAGCCAGGACUGAUUGGACAUGAUGGGCCGCAGGGUGAAGAAGGCCAGCCUGGUCCUCCUGGACUACCAGGGGAUAUGGGCCCUAGAGGGUUUAUAGGACCUAGAGGUUUUCCAGGAUUACCUGGACCACCGGGAAUUCCUGGUUCUGAAGGCUCACCGGGACCAAAAGGAAAAGAGGGCCCCGCUGGUCAACCUGGACAGCCUGGUCAAAGUGGAGCUGCUGGACCUAUGGGUCCACCAGGGCCUCAAGGACCUUUAGGGCCACAAGGCCUAACGGGGCCGAGAGGGAAACCAGGCCUUCCUGGCUUAGCUGGAGCGGAUGGUUUACCGGGUUUAUCUGGUGAACCUGGAAUUCCUGGAGCCAAAGGAGAUCCAGGUGGUCCUGGACCACAGGGACCCAUGGGAUUUCCCGGACAAAGAGGUGUUAAGGGGGACCAGGGAGUGAGAGGAUCUGCUGGUGAAAAAGGAGAAAAGGGGUCACGUGGUUCAGAUGGACAAAAAGGGGACUACGGACCUAAAGGAGAUCAAGGUGUACCGGGACCUGAUGGUACAUCCGGUAUUGAAGGCCCUGAAGGACCAAAGGGCUUUGAAGGUCCAAGAGGAGAAAUGGGGCCACCUGGUCCAACUGGUGAAAAAGGAAAAAUAGGUAUACCAGGAUUUCCUGGUUAUCCUGGACAUCCCGGGGCAAAAGGUGAAAAAGGUUUUUAUGGAAAACCAGGUAAAAAGGGCGAUAAAGGCGAAAGGGGACACGUUGGGCUACCUGGUGACCGUGGACCACAGGGACCCAGAGGAAAUCGUGGAGUUCGUGGAAGACAAGGCAAAACAGGACCACCAGGAGAUAAAGGAAGUACUGGAGAACCAGGUUCCCCAGGACCUCAAGGAGAAAGAGGACUACAAGGCGUUCAAGGUCAAAGAGGUUUCGCCGGUCCUCCAGGGCCUCCGGGAACAAGAGGAAAAGAUGGAGCACCUGGAAUCUCGGGAGAAAGAGGACCACCAGGUGAACCUGGUCCUAUCGGACCACCAGGGCCGCCAGGAGUUGUGGGACCACAAGGACCAGCAGGAGAACCUGGACCUUCAGGUGAUAUCGGACCAUCGGGUAUUCCAGGAGUUCCAGGAGAACCUGGAUUGCCUGGACCAUCCGGUAAAGAAGGGCCUCCGGGGCCUCCCGGACCACCAGGAGAAAAAGGACCUGCUGGAGCUGUUGGACCACCAGGUUUUCCAGGAGAUCGAGGACAUCCUGGACCAGCUGGGGCACCAGGAUCUAAAGGAGACAUUGGUGGACCUGGAAAUCCAGGAUCACCAGGUGAAAAAGGUGCUAUGGGUCUGCCGGGAGACGCUGGUCCACCAGGUGACAAGGGGCGGGACGGACCACCAGGAUCUGUUGGACCAUCAGGACCUAAAGGAGAUAAAGGUGAUUCUGGUGCUCCUGGACUUAUGGGAAGAGACGGAACGCCAGGAAAUCGUGGACUUCCGGGGCCACCAGGGCCCGCUGGACCUGCUGGGGAAGAUGGUGACAAAGGGGAUAUCGGACCAGGUGGUCAAAGAGGACCUAAAGGCGCUAAAGGUGAUAUUGGUCCUAUAGGAUCUGCAGGCCCUCAAGGACUUAGAGGAGAACCAGGACCACAAGGACCAGAUGGUGAACGAGGAAUGCCAGGGCCCAUUGGGGCAAGAGGUCCAAAAGGAGAAGACGGACCCACUGGUCCUCCUGGACCCUCCGGACCAGCAGGAUUACAAGGAUUGCCCGGACCUAGAGGUCCAAAAGGAGAUCGUGGUGACCAUGGAAAAGUAGGACCACCCGGACCAGCUGGACAACCAGGAGAACCAGGACCACCAGGUUCAAAAGGAGGUGAAGGCAUUGCUGGUCCACCAGGACCUGAAGGAAAACAGGGACCAAAAGGUGAAGAUGGUCUCCAAGGAAUACCAGGACCACCAGGGAAAGAUGGGGAACACGGACCUAGAGGACCACCAGGACCUAAAGGUGAAGAUGGAAAAAUGGGAUUACAAGGACCGCCAGGACCAAGAGGUCCACAUGGACCUGCAGGUCCAAAAGGUUUGCCUGGAAAUCCUGGAUUUCCUGGACCCGCAGGAGAACCUGGAACUGUUGGACCUAAGGGUUCUACUGGAAAAGAUGGAAGCGAUGGAAAUCCGGGUGACCCAGGACCCAUUGGUCCACCUGGAGAGCCUGGUAAAAUGGGAGUGGCUGGUGCACCUGGCAAACCGGGCCCAGCAGGACCUGCCGGCAAACAAGGAGACAUUGGACUCACAGGGGAAAAAGGAGACAAAGGGCCAGUUGGACCACCAGGAGACCAGGGACCCGUUGGUGCUCCAGGUAACCCUGGACUGCCAGGACCUUCUGGUUUAAGAGGAUCACCUGGACCAGCGGGAGAUGUGGGACCACCUGGUCAAGCUGGUCCUCCUGGACAACAAGGAAAUAUUGGUUCUCAAGGCGACAAAGGUGCCAAAGGUGAAAGAGGAAAACGUGGUUUAAAAGGACAUAGGGGAGUGAUUGGUAGAGCAGGUAUGAAGGGAGCACCGGGGGAAAAAGGAGAAAAAGGAGAAAGGGGAAUACAAGGACCUCCAGGAAUGAAAGGAGACACUGGACCACUAGGACAGGAGGGAAUGAAAGGAAAUGAUGGCCCACCAGGACAGCCAGGUUUGGAAGGUCCUUCUGGUCCAAAAGGUGCUCAGGGUCCAGGAGGUCCGAAAGGUGAAACCGGUCCAGCGGGUCCAGGUGGUCCACCAGGUCCUCCAGGUGAAGGUCCUCAAAUUCCACCAGAAAUUUUGUUCCAAAGAGAUUAUCCUUAUUUACGUCACAAGAGAAGCGUCGACGACAUCGAAGAGGAUGACAUUUUCCCCAAAAAGGAGGCGACGACGGGUCAGACCGAAGAGAAGGCCGAAACACUCCAAGACAAAUUGCUGAACAUGUACGCCAACAUCUAUAUCAUGAGGAAAGAGAUAGUGCUCAUAAAGAAACCUUUGGGGACCCGGAAGAACCCGGCAAGGACUUGCAGAGAUUUGUACCUGGGACACCCAGAUUUCCAAGAUG